This is a messenger RNA of Lentinula edodes (shiitake mushroom), 1209 nucleotides long. Its product is annotated as ribonuclease H-like domain-containing protein. Lineage: Eukaryota; Fungi; Basidiomycota; Agaricomycetes; Agaricales; Omphalotaceae. The record is from RefSeq and is a predicted model, not a curated record. Gene Ontology annotation, cellular component: nucleus. Bases 1 to 1209 code for a protein of 402 amino acids. Gene Ontology annotation, molecular function: 3'-5' exonuclease activity; nucleic acid binding. The transcript is spliced from 6 exons. Gene Ontology annotation, biological process: rRNA processing; ribosomal large subunit assembly.
AUGUCAAAAAGCGUCCCAAAAUCCAAUGCUGCGUCUUCAAAUUGGCUUGCUUUGCAAAAGAAGUUGAGCAACAAAUCUACUGGCAAGAAGCCAGUGCAACGCUAUGAAUCUGGACGCAAAAGACGGAAAAUCAAUCAUUUUGAAGAGAAAUCAAAGAUUUCCCCCUCGACCCCAUUCUCCAUAACGGCUGAAUCGUCCAAACUUGAUCUGACUGAAGACAUGAAAAACGGCGAAUCACUUUCCAGUCUUAAACGUAUGGUUUUUGGCGAGAUGGAUUAUUCGUCCGAGCUCAAACAACCAGGGAAAUAUAUAGGUAUCGACUGCGAAAUGGUUGGUGUUGGGAUUGACGGAUCGGAAUCUUCGUUGGCCAGAGUUACGUUGGUGAAUUAUCAUGGUGCAGUACAGAUGGAUGAGUUUGUGCGGCAGAGAGAGCGGGUGGUGGAUUAUCGGACGCAGUAUAGCGGGAUCAGAGAGUCGGAUAUGAAGAAAGCGAAGCCUUUCGACGAGAUUCAGAAAAAGGUCGCGGAAUUGUUACAAGAUCGGAUUCUUGUCGGACAUGCCAUUCAUAAUGAUCUUAAGGCACUUCUACUAUCACAUCCUUGGAAUCUCACCAGAGACACUCAAUAUCUUGCUGGGAAAUCCAAGGUCGUACGGAGCAAAUAUGUUGCUUUACGAAAACUGGUCGAACAAGAGCUGGGCAUUGUUAUUCAAGCUGGAGAGCAUUCUAGUUUGGUUGAUGCACGGGCGACGAUGGCAAUAUAUCGUCUACAUCGUAAGGAAUGGGAUAAGGGUAGUGCGAGCACUCUGAGGGCAUCGACCAUGAUCAAGAUGGCGAAGACCAAAUCUCGUCAUAACGGAGCCGACGAAGAGGAGAUUGAUGUCGAGGAUAGUAAAAUCGAUGUAGAGUCUCCAGAGGUCGAAAGGAAGAGAAAAAGGACUGCAGGCGACGAGGACCCAGAUGAUCCAAACCCUGAAAAGACUCCUGAUCAGUCGCCUUCUAGAGGUUUGUCAAAUAGUAAAAAGAAAGCAAAAGGUCGUCAGGAAAUAUUUCCUGGCGGCGGUCGUAGAGGUGUGAGCUCUGGGUUGUCAACUAUCGUUCGGAAGGGUGGAGGUGGAAGUACCACUGAUAGUGACCGACCAAAAACACAGUGGUGGAAGGAGCUUGGAAAUGCUGGGUCGAGUGGGUUGAAGGGUUCUCUACGGCUUUGA